UUUCAAUUUCAAACCCAAACAGUCCGUGGAACGCGCCAUUGGACUGUGGGAUAACGUUCAAACCAAAUAGUUACCGCGUUUAGUUGUAGAAUUUGUAACGCAAUUAAAACCGAAACCAGACCGGCAUUACUGGCCGAGGUUACAAUCCACAGAAUCCGCGAAAUAAGUCGCUCACCGCGUCUUCGCUCCAGUUUUCUGCGCCCGGUUAAUUUGGAUGACAAACCGACGCUUGGCUUGUUUGUUGCAGGUGUUUACUAAUUCGCAUACGGUAACUUACCACAUUGAAACUAACACUGUGUUUUAGCUAACGUUACACAUCUGACAUAGCAAGCCAUUUCUGCAAGAAACAUGCCGAGGUCCAACAGGCAAAGAGAAUACAAACCUGGAGAUCUUGUAUUUGCUAAAAUGAAGGGGUAUCCACACUGGCCUGCGAGGAUUGACGAGUUACCUGAAGGAGCUGUGAAGUCCCCCUCAAACAAGUACCAGGUGUUCUUUUUUGGGACUCAUGAGACGGCAUUCCUGGGGCCCAAGGAUUUGUUCCCGUAUGAUGAACAUAAGGAAAAGUUUGGAAAAGCAAACAAGAGGAAAGGCUUCGCUGAGGGACUGUGGGAGAUUGAAAACAACCCCACUGUCACGCACGAAGGCUACGAGUCAUCGAAGAAGGACAACGCGUCAGAGGGAGCAGGGGAAACGGGUAGUUCGGAGAAAGCAGAUGCAGAGGGCAGCAGUGAUGAGGAUGAAGGGACCCUGGUCAUUGACGAGAAGAACGAGAGGGGAGGAACUAAGCGAAAAGCAGAGGAGUCCACAGAGGCAUCUCCCAAGCGGCCGAAGGACACAGAGGCGGAAGGGGACUCUAAAGUAGACAUCAACAAGUCCAACACAGAGGCCAAGCUCAAUGAUGUGGCUGGACCUAAGGCAACUGCUCCCUCCUCACAGAGCGAGUCAAAACCAGAGGCCCAGGAAAACGCUCCAACAGCAGAAAAGCCUGUGACAGACAGCGCUUAACGUCAACUCACAGAAGAAAACCAAGAACCUUUUGACGCUUUUCUCUGAAAUUCAAGCAUCACCAUGAUUACCUGCAGGAUGCCAGAUUUCAGCUGUUUAAUAAUAGAAUUCAAAAAAAAAAAAAACCAACAAAAAAAAGCGUUUGUAUU
Micropterus salmoides (largemouth bass) is the source of this 1154-nucleotide messenger RNA. RefSeq names its product hepatoma-derived growth factor-like. Gene Ontology annotation, biological process: regulation of transcription by RNA polymerase II. Bases 349 to 1005 code for a protein of 218 amino acids. The record is from RefSeq and is a predicted model, not a curated record. The transcript has 6 exons. NCBI's taxonomy places the organism in Eukaryota, Metazoa, Chordata, Actinopteri, Centrarchiformes, Centrarchidae. Gene Ontology annotation, molecular function: transcription coregulator activity; double-stranded DNA binding. Gene Ontology annotation, cellular component: nucleus.